CAUCAACUGUUUGUCUUUUUGAAAUAUUUGUCUGGUUGAAGCAUAAUUGUUAAAAAAGGAUCACAUAAAAAUUCGCUUGAAUUCAAGAAUGCCAUGAUGUUCAUUUAAAUCAUAAAAAUCUGCGUAAGAUGUAUGAAAAGGCCUCUCCUUUACAAUAAAAAGUGUUUAAAUAAGCCAAAGUAUGAAUCAGGGCUUGAUUCAAACAUUAUUGAUUUGUCCAUUUAUGAUCGUAUAUAGAUUCAUAAUGGUUUUCAAGCGAUGUUUUUAAAUUAAAUACAAAACGGUGGCGUUAAAAGUGUUGUGUAUUAUUUCCUAAAUUAAGAUAAUUAUUACGCAUGUUUUGUUAAGUGAACAAUAGCCUUGUGGGAGAUCUUCAAUUAAGUUAAUGCAAGAUGCUUACAAUUUUUAUUUUUUACUCCAGUUAAUGUGUAGAAUACAGAUAUAAAAAGGAGAAAAGGAGUUUUUUGAUGAAAAAAUAUUUAUUGUGAAUAUUGAAAUAUAUUUUUCUAUUGUAAUAAGUUAGUAGCCAGAAGGCAUAGAUUAUUAGUGAAAUAGUAAAUAUAGAUCUAUUCACUAUGCUGGUGGGAGCGGAAUAAAAACAUCAGAUGUGCUUUAAGAAAUCAAUUUCCAAUGUUUUGUAUGGAUUAAGUGUUGCUACUUAAAGCAUUUAUAAAGUGGUGUCAUAAAAAGUGUUAUGUCUAAAUUUGAACAAAGACGCCAACAGGUUUUGACACCAGCAUUAGAAGGUAGUAAACCUAUUCGGCCCAGCAAUUCUCUCGUUCCUUACGGAUAUAGACCAUUUUCACAAGGAGACAGAGGGCCUGAUCGUCCUUUUACUCAAGAAGGACGUGAGCCUCGUGGACUUCGUGGCCGUCCAUUCACACCUGGUGGGAGAAACAUUAUGGGAUCGUAUCCAAGAGGAUUUCAUCCUGGAGUGUUUAAUGGAUAUCCGUACAUGAAUGUAAUGCCAGCUGAGCGAGUUUCCGUGCCAACGUUGCUACAACGACCAAGAAUGCCAUAUUUGGGACCUCCUUCUCUUAUGCCACAGUGGGGUGGUUAUUCCAUUGGUCCACAGUAUUUUCCAGCCACCAUACCUAUACCAAUUAUUGUCAGGAAAAAAAUACCCCAGCCUAUCCAGAUUAAACGAGUGCCAAUUAUUUUGC
Messenger RNA from Ruditapes philippinarum (Manila clam), 1163 nucleotides. RefSeq lists its product as uncharacterized. NCBI's taxonomy places the organism in Eukaryota, Metazoa, Mollusca, Bivalvia, Venerida, Veneridae. The record is from RefSeq and is a predicted model, not a curated record.